Messenger RNA from Emys orbicularis (European pond turtle), 957 nucleotides. RefSeq names its product programmed cell death 1 ligand 2-like. Gene Ontology annotation, cellular component: external side of plasma membrane. Gene Ontology annotation, biological process: cell surface receptor signaling pathway; T cell costimulation; immune response. The transcript has 6 exons. NCBI's taxonomy places the organism in Eukaryota, Metazoa, Chordata, Testudines, Emydidae. Bases 1 to 957 code for a protein of 318 amino acids. The record is from RefSeq and is a predicted model, not a curated record.
AUGUUCAGAAUCCUGUCAAUCCUGAUAUUGGAAGUGCAGCUCUACUUGAUACGAGCUUUUUUCAUAGUUGAAGUUCCUCAGCAACGGUACAUUGCAGAAUAUGGGAGCAACGUGACCAUGGAAUGCAGGUUUCCAGUGGAUGGCCAGUUAAAUCUUAAAGACUUAAGUGUCAGUUGGGAGCAAAAAGGGUUAAAAGAGCAAAAAUCAAAAGAGGUUUACACUCUUCAAAAGGGGGAAGAAGACCUCAGAUCCCAGCACAGAGACUAUAGAGGAAGAGCAACAUUGUUACAUGACAAAUUGAAUUUGGGAUAUUCAGUGCUUCAAAUCACCAGCGUAAAGCUCAUGGAUGCAGGAUCUUACCGCUGUCUCAUUGACUAUAGAGGAGCUGAUUACAAGUACAUUACUUUGGAAGUAAAAGCAUCCUACACGAGAAUAAAUGUACAAAUAAUGAGUGAACCUGCAGAAGAGGAGUUGGUUUUAACUUGCCAGUCAGAAGGGUUUCCUCUAGCUGAAGUGUUCUGGCAAAAUGAGAAGAAUCUUCAAGUCAACGUAUCUGUAAAUACCACCUACACAUUGACCACAGAUGGACUAUAUAAUGUAACCAGUAUGCUGACAUUCAAGCCAAAUGCUAGUGAAAACUACAGCUGCACAUUCUGGUCUAAAGAAAAUGAAGAAACUUCUUACAUUUUCACUUUAGCUCGACAAACAACAGUUGUUGGAAAAAAAUCUCUGAAUUUAUUUAUCAUCCCAACCUGUGUAAUAGCGGUUGUUCUCAUAGCUGCAUUAACUAUCUUUCUAAAGAGAAAAUCACUCACAAAGCUCCAUGCCAAAAAAGACAAAAAAAGAAAAUGUCCCCAGUUACAGAAAGAAAACAACAGACACUUGAACCCUGAAACCCAGGACUUAAUCAUGACGAAUGUCACAGAUUCAAGAGACUGCACAGAUGUAUGUCCAUGA